Molecule: messenger RNA, 543 nt
Organism: Dictyostelium discoideum AX4
Lineage: Eukaryota; Evosea; Eumycetozoa; Dictyosteliales; Dictyosteliaceae
Exons: 1
Coding region: 1-543 (180 amino acids)
Molecular function (GO): carbohydrate binding
Source: RefSeq, a predicted model, not a curated record
AUGAAAACUAUAUUUUUUUUAACUUUAAUUUUAGGUAUUUUAUUAUCAAUUUCAUUGACAUCAGCCAAUAUUCAAGAAUCUGAAAUUUCAGAAUCAUUAUUGUAUCGUUACCCACACCACCCAUAUAGAUGUGGAUAUAAUGAUAAUUGUAAAUCAGGAGAAACAUGCCACAUGGUAGGAGAUAUUUGUCAAUGUCAACCAAUUGUUCAAUUAAAUAAUGCCAAUCAAGUUUACUUAAUUAUCAAACAAAUUGGUGUAUGGCAAGAUGGAUCACGUGGUGGUAGAACUUAUUCUCAAUAUGAUGUUACAAUUGUUAAUAAUGGAAAUAACAAUAUCAAACAAAUUAACAUUGGUACUGACAGCUCAUUCAGAUUACGUGAUAACUCUGAUACAUCUCUUUGGAACAUGGUCCGUAUUCCAAAUGGAAUUUUAGCAUUACCACCAAUUCAACAAUCAAUUAAUGCUCAUUCAACUUAUACAUUUGGUUUCAUUAUUGAAGGUGCAUUUGUUCCAAACCUCCCAAUCCUUAAAAUAGUUUAUUAA